Mesoplodon densirostris (Blainville's beaked whale) is the source of this 195-nucleotide messenger RNA. It is a transcript of the gene FXYD2, whose product is annotated as FXYD domain containing ion transport regulator 2. The coding region runs from base 1 to 195 and encodes 64 amino acids. The transcript has 5 exons. The record is from RefSeq and is a predicted model, not a curated record. NCBI's taxonomy places the organism in Eukaryota, Metazoa, Chordata, Mammalia, Artiodactyla, Ziphiidae. Gene Ontology annotation, molecular function: sodium channel regulator activity. Gene Ontology annotation, biological process: regulation of sodium ion transmembrane transporter activity; monoatomic ion transport. Gene Ontology annotation, cellular component: membrane.
AUGGACAGGUGGUACCUGGGUGGCAGCCCCAAGGAGGAUGUGGACCCAUUCUCCUAUGACUAUGAGACUGUCCGCAACGGGGGCCUGAUCUUCGCUGCCCUGGCCUUCAUCGUGGGGCUUAUCAUCAUCCUCAGCAGACGAUUCCGCUGCGGGGGCAGGAAGAAGCACCGGCAAGUUCACGAAGAUGAGCUGUAA